ACAGCAUCUCUCCUCCGCUCUCUGACCAUACGUCCUCCUGGCUCUCUGUGGCCAUUCGCGGCCGCAUGCUCCGUCUUAUUAAUUCACACCGGCGUUGCCCUUGGAUACGGUGUCGGAUGUUGAUGUUUUUUCGGUCGUUUUUUUGAUUAGUUCCUAUUUUUGCAACGCCUGCUGUGUUUUGCUUGCGGCUCCUCGGAGAUCGAAGGAGAGGAUGUAUGCAGUCACUGUGUGCGGGUGGACGUGACGUUCUUCGCAAUUGAUGCCCGGUACAGUGCACGGCGCGAUCUGCGUGUGAGAUAUCUGCGGAGCCGGGAGAAGUUUGACUGCGCAUCGCGUGGCGCGGAAUGGGCGAUGGGAUGUGCCACAGCUUUGCAAUGAGAAGUCUGUGGGCCUGUGUCCUGCUUGUGAGCAUCACCUGCCGUCUGAGCCUCUCCCAGGAUGUGACCGGAACUCCAAAGGAGGCAGAGCUUAACGACAACAUUACCAUCUUCACCCGCAUCCUGGACGGACUGCUGGACGGCUAUGACAACAGACUCCGCCCUGGACUGGGAGAAAAGGUGACGGAGAUCAAAACCAACAUCUUCGUCACAAGUUUUGGUCCAGUGUCCGACACGGAAAUGGAAUACACCAUCGACGUGUUUUUCCGCCAAAGUUGGAAAGACGAGAGACUGUGCUUCAAGGGCCCGAUGGAGAUGCUUCCCCUGAACAAUCUGCUGGCCAGCAACAUCUGGACCCCCGACACCUUCUUCCUCAACGGGAAGAAGUCCAUCGCCCACAACAUGACGACGCCCAACAAACUGCUGCGGCUCAAAGACGAUGGGACCCUCCUCUACACCAUGAGACUGACUAUAUCAGCAGAGUGCCCCAUGCAGCUGGAGGACUUCCCCAUGGACGCCCAUGCUUGUCCCCUUAAAUUCGGAAGCUAUGCCUAUCCAGUCUCGGAGGUGGUCUACACGUGGACCCAGGGAGCAGCCAAAUCGGUGGUGGUGGCGGAGGAGGGCUCUCGGCUCAAUCAGUAUCAUCUGAUCGACCAGACCGCAGGGACGGAGGUCAUCUACACCAGCCGAGGUCAAUACACCGUCAUGAUGGCUCACUUCUACCUGAAGAGGAAGAUCGGCUACUUCGUCAUCCAGACCUACAUGCCCUGCUUCAUGACCGUCAUCUUGUCGCAGGUUUCCUUCUGGCUCAACCGGGAGUCUGUGCCGGCACGGACCGUCUUUGGCGUGACCACCGUGCUCACCAUGACGACUCUCAGCAUCAGUGCCCGGAACUCGCUGCCCAAAGUGGCGUACGCCACCGCCAUGGACUGGUUCAUCGCAGUGUGCUAUGCCUUUGUCUUCUCUGCCCUCAUUGAAUUUGCCACGGUCAACUAUUUCACCAAGAGGAGCUGGGCCUGGGACGGGAAGAAAGCGAUGGAGGCCCAACAACCCAAGAAAAAAGACCCCCUGGCUCUGUCUAAAAAGCCAAACAACACUUGCUCGGCCGGCGUGAAUUACACCGCCAACCUCACAAAGGACACGUCCAUCUCCACCAUUUCAAAUAGCACGGCUGUGCAGCUUAAGCCCUGCGAAACCAAGGCCCCCGACCCCAAAAAGACUUACAACAGUGUGAGCAAGAUUGACAAGAUGUCCAGGAUAGUGUUCCCGGUCCUGUUCGGGACCUUCAACCUGGUGUACUGGGCCACGUAUCUCAAUAGGGAACCGGUGAUCAAGGGAGCUGUGUGAGCUCAGCAGCGCCAAGCACCUAGUCCUUGUGUCAUAGCAGGUCGUUGGGUUACAUUGCAUGUCCGUUGCUUAAGGAAAACGUCGCCAUGUUUGCCUUGAGUUUGUACAUGUAGGAUUAACAAAAUGUCCUUUAAAAAGUUUAGUCCAUCUCAUUUUAGAACCCAGUCUCCGAUUAGUGUCUGCCAAAGUCUCGUUUUGUUUUUUUUACUUUAGCAUUUGGCAUUCAUAUUUUCUCCUCGAGUCUACAGUAGAUGAUGGUAAAACAAGGCCAAAUGCUAUGCAAAAAACAACAUUUUUACUGUUAUUACUCGAAAAAAACAAAACGGCUUUUUAUCUAUGUGACUCUUCCUUUGUACAAAUGGGCUGGACGUCCAGGUAUGCAAAGGCCGGGGCCCAGGCACAUGGAACUUUGCUUCCUUGUUAAAAGCAGACGAAUAGCCAUGCUAAAUGUGUUGCCUUCAGAGUGUGACGGCUCCUUAUGAAUGCACUGAAAUCUCCUCCAGUUUGAAAAUGUCCACCAUACAGUCGACGCUAUUUUUCCCCUGCUCACCUUUUUGCUACUUUUCUGGAUUUAGAGUGGCCACUUUUCCAUUAACAUUGUUUUUUCCUGCUCAUGUAGAGAUUAAAACAGGGACAGAUUUCCAGCUAAAGUGACAGUGGCAGCUUCUGUUUCCACGUGGGAGGAAUAUCCUGUGUGUGUGUGUGUGUGUGUGUACGUACGGUCGUAGUUGAAGAAACAUUAACCUGUAUAUACGCCCUGCUUCUAGAAAAAGCACCACUAAGCCAGUAUGGUUCGCUUCUAUGUUAUGCAUACGCAGCAACACAGUGUUACUCUAGUCUAGUGCUUCAUUGACUGGAUAAUGAAAAAGAUUUUUAAAAAAAAAGAAGAGCAAAACUGCUUAAGCUUUAGCAAUUUUGACAAACUAUGAUGCUUUUUAAAAAAUGUUUUCUUUUUUGAUGAGUUCGUCGUUUCUAUGAGCUUUGAUGAUAACUUGCGAAUAUUCUUGAUACAUAUUCGGACGCCUCGAGCGGUCCUACCUUUUGUCAUAAUUAACUUAUGUGUUUAAGAAAAAUGGACCUGAGCUCGUCGGGUUAUCGGGCCAAUCAAGAGACAAAAAGUCACAGGGGUGUGGAAUUGAGACCAUUAUGAUUUCAAAUCACGCAGCGGUCGCUGUUCUCAAGCGAUCGUGCGAGAUCCCGAAUUGAUAUGAAUUUGUCCAUAAAUCGUUGAGUGCUAUGUCAAAGAAAGUCUGAAUGUGCUUAUUUGCUUUCUUGCUGGGAGUUGAGAGGAAAACAUUGAUACCACUCACGUGUCUGUGUAGUACAGUAAAUCUGAAGCCGCGGCCAGAAGCCGGUUCAGCUUAGCUCAGUAUAAAGACUGGAAACAGGUUAAUCCAUUGAAAGAGACUUUUGGGGAAAAUAUGCUUAUUUAUAGCAGUUAUCUUAUCAUAAAGAAAUGAUAUUGUCCGAAAUUGGAGAAAAGAGCUCCAAUAAAACUCACUGUUUUGACACGUUGUAUCUCGUUUUUUUAUGAUAAAUACAGCGACUUUUGAUGACAACAAGGCUGCUGCGCCGGUGUUCAACAUUUCAUUCUAACGCAGCAUUAUCUUGAAUAAUUGUAGAGGAGUUAGGCUCGAGUUUUUGAACUUGGAUUUAACUGAGAAAAGGCAGCAGGUCAUAACCAGGACUUCAGUUUUUGUAUGGAUUUAGGUGAGAGUGAGUAUGUGUGAUUAUUGAGUUUUACUAAGUUGGAUUUUUACCUUUGAACAGAGUCGGAGCAGCCGUUUGUUCCAGUUUUUACCGUCUUUAUGCUGAGGUGAGAUAACUGCUGUCAGACUGUAGCUUGAUAUUUAUUGCACCGACGUGAGUGGUUUCGUGUCCCUUUACUGUACGAACCCCAAAUUCAAACACCUUCAAGGUCACCAUCAGACCACACAAGGUCAAGCUGUUUUUUUUGCAUGAUCCUCACUGUGAAGGCUGCAUGCACAACGCCCCGCUGGGCAGAGUUCGCUUCGCAGUCUUCACGGUUCUCCUCCCACAUUUAGGUUUUCUAAGCCUCUUGUCUCUUGUGGCUCGAUGGACAGUUGAAAUGCGAGCAUGGUCUACUCACGUGACUUUAUGCCUUCUGUGCGGCCUGACACUAUUUAAUACAUUUACGGAGCACACCAAUUGUAUUGUGCUAUUGUUAUUAUUACAUUUAAGUGAACUCUAGGUGCAGGCUGUUCUUUAAAUGCAAAUAUCCGAGGCAAUAAGUAAUGCUCAUGUGACUAAUGUUUUCUUUUUACGGUGAUGUGCAAUGUUUUGACCCUUCUAUUUCGUUGAUGUCUUUCUGUCCAGAUUCAAUUCCUUUUGGCAAGUCUUUUUCUAUAUAUAUAUACACUCUGAUUCAUUUUAGCCCUUCGCUCUUUGGGAGCACAUUUCUCUCUGACCACUCUUAUUUAUUUAUUUAUCUAUGUGUGUUCGUGUUCUUUAAAUUUCGCCCCUUUUUUAUGUAAAAGCCCUGUGCAACUGACCGCUGUAAGGGUCUGGGCCACUAUUGAAACCUUAACUCCAGUUUCUUUCUUUCUUUCUUGUUAUGCAUACCUGAUUCCAAAUAAAGCUUCGAUGACUCAA
Scophthalmus maximus (turbot) is the source of this 4337-nucleotide messenger RNA. RefSeq names its product gamma-aminobutyric acid type A receptor subunit alpha5 (gene gabra5). Gene Ontology annotation, cellular component: postsynapse; dendrite membrane; neuron projection. Gene Ontology annotation, molecular function: inhibitory extracellular ligand-gated monoatomic ion channel activity; GABA-A receptor activity; GABA-gated chloride ion channel activity. The record is from RefSeq and is a predicted model, not a curated record. Bases 345 to 1724 code for a protein of 459 amino acids. Gene Ontology annotation, biological process: synaptic transmission, GABAergic; nervous system process; gamma-aminobutyric acid signaling pathway. The transcript is spliced from 11 exons. NCBI's taxonomy places the organism in Eukaryota, Metazoa, Chordata, Actinopteri, Pleuronectiformes, Scophthalmidae.